CCGUUCUGCCCAGGGGCCUCCCCAGCACCUCCCCGCCCUGCCCAGCAGUCACCACCCCCCCAGAGGGCACAGGCUUUGCUGUGCCUCAGAGCAAGAGAGCAGUGCAGGCCGGGGACCUGCAAGCCACAGUGGCUGCCCUUUGCGUGCUGCGAGGUGCGGGACUCUGGGCAGGAAGCUGGCUGAGCCCCAAGACCCCGGGGGCCAUGGGCGGGGAGCUGGUGCCGGGCCUGGGGGCCCUGCGGCGGCGAAAACGCCUGCUGGAGCAGGAGAAGCGGCUGGCCGGCUGGGCACUGGCACUGGCGGGAAUCGGCAUCGGACUCAUGGUCCUGCACGCGGAGAUGUUAUGGUUUGGGGGGUGCUCGUGGGUGGUCUACUUGUUCCUGGUUAAAUGUAUGAUCAGCAUUUCCACGUUGUUGCUCCUAUGCCUUAUUGUGGCCUUUCACGCCAAAGAGGUCCAGUUGUUCAUGACGGACAACGGGCUCCGCGACUGGCGUGUGGCGCUGACCGGGCGGCAGGUGGCGCAGAUCGUGCUGGAGCUGGUGGUAUGCGGGCUGCACCCAGUGCCUGGGAGUGGCCCGCCGUGCACGCUGCGUUCCAGGUCCCAGCAGACAGCGGUCACGCAGUCCUGGCCGGGCUUCCUGGGCCAGGGGGAGGCAGUGCUGUCACUGGUCAUGCUGCUGCGCCUCUACCUCGUGCCCCGCGCCGUGCUCCUGCGCAGCGGCGUCCUGCUCAACGCCUCCUACCGCAGCAUCGGCGCGCUCAACCAGGUCCGCUUCCGCCACUGGUUCGUGGCCAAGCUGUACAUGAACACGCACCCCGGCCGCCUACUGCUCUGCCUCACGCUUGGCCUCUGGCUCACCACCGCCUGGGUGCUGUCGGUGGCCGAGAGGCAGACUGUUAAUGCCACCGGACACCUUUCAGACACACUGUGGCUCAUCCCCAUCACAUUCCUGACCAUCGGCUAUGGGGACGUGGUGCCGGGUACCAUUUGGGGCAAGAUUGUCUGCCUCUGCACUGGGGUCAUGGGGGUCUGCUGCACGGCUCUGCUGGUGGCCGUGGUGGCCCGGAAGCUGGAGUUUAAUAAGGCAGAGAAGCAUGUGCACAACUUCAUGAUGGACAUCCAGUAUGCCAAAGAGAUGAAGGAGUCAGCCGCCCGGGUGCUUCAAGAGUCCUGGAUGUUCUACAAACACACGCGCAGGAAGGACUCCAGACCUGCCCGCAGGCACCAGCGCAGGCUGCUGGCCGCCAUCAACACGUUCCGCCAGGUGCGGCUGAAACACAGAAAGCUCCGGGAACAAGUGAAUGCCAUGGUGGACAUCUCCAAGAUGCACAUGAUCCUGUGUGACCUGCAGCUGGGUCUGAGCAGCUCACACCAGGCCCUGGAGAAGCGGAUUGACGCGCUGGCAGGGAGGCUGGACACCCUGACCGAGCUGCUUAGUGCGGCCCUGGGGCCCCGGCAGCUUCCAGAACCAAGCCAGGAGGCCACGUAGCUGGACCCACGGAGGAAGAACCAGACUACUUUCUCCAGGACUGAGGUCAAGGACAUUUUCCCUGCUACUCCUGACGCAGCCCCAGGCAGAAAGCACCUCAAGUGUGAGGAUCUAAGGGGGCCCCACCUUGGGGUGGGCUGACUUGCUGCUGGCUGCCGGAGGGGACACUGGCUGAAGGAGGGAGGCCAUGGCCCAACCCCCACCGAGGCCCCAAAUGGGAAAAUGGUCACCCCUACCCCAAUACCCUCGACAAAAACACCCUCACUCUGCUGCUACAGACGACCACCUGCUUUCAGUGAGACGUGGAGUUGCCUGGGAGCUGGGACUCCUGGGUCCCAGAGGAGGAGGGGAGUUGGGGUGUCCAGGAUCCUGGGCUGCCCCAGUCACCCGCUGGCCGGCAGAGCCAAAGGAACCAGGCCUGAGGCUGGGAUGAGGUGGGAGGCAGCGUUCCCUGGUGGGAGAGCGAGGAGGACACCAUUUUUCCAGAGCAGCAGAUAAUUACCUGUCUGGAUAAGGUGGACUGGGGGGUGGAGGGUGCAUUAUUUGUAAUAAAUGUAAAAGUCAGAAGUUACUGUUUCUUUCUAAACAUAACCACACUCCAAACAAGUAGGUCGGCCACUGAAAGGCCCUUGCCCUCUCUUAACCUGUUUCC
Molecule: messenger RNA, 2142 nt
Organism: Vicugna pacos (alpaca)
Lineage: Eukaryota; Metazoa; Chordata; Mammalia; Artiodactyla; Camelidae
Source: RefSeq, a predicted model, not a curated record